AUGGCACGUGCAAAUGUUCGUCAACAGCUUCCAAGGUUAUGUUCAUCAUCUAUUUUGGGCAUACCAUGCAAAUAUGCUAAGAAAUGCACAUCGCUGCAUUCUGUUGAAGAAUACUUAGUGGUAAAACCACCGGACAUAGGUCCAGUUUGUUAUAAUUUCGAUCAGCGUGGUAUAUGUCCAUUUUCUUUUGCAUGCAGGUUCGCAAAUGCGCACACAUCUGGUACGAUGCAAAUCACCAAAUCUCCAAGCGUUUCAUACCAACAGACUUUAAAUGCCAGUUUUCUUCCACUUCGAAUUGCAUUGAGAAAAAGGAAGUAUAAUUUUGAAAAAAGUGAUCAGGCAGUUGCUGAUUUAUUGCAAGCAACAGGUUGCAUGGAACGUGAAAAAUUGAAAAUCGAUAUGCAUGAAUUAUCAGGAAAGUUAUAUUUGGCACCACUAACAACAUUAGGCAAUUUACCGUUUCGUCGACUUUGUGUGGAUUUUGGUGCUGAAAUAACGUGUAGUGAAAUGGGAGUUUGUACGAGCUAUCUGAAUGGUGCAUCUUUGGAAUGGUCAUUACUUAAACGCCAUCCAAGUGAAAAAUAUUUUGGUAUUCAAUUAGCAGGUGGUUAUCCUGACUCGAUGUCUCGUGCUGCACAGAUUAUUGCUGAAAAUGAGCAAAUAGACUUUAUUGAUAUCAACUGUGGUUGUCCGAUCGAUUUAAUUAAUGAAAAGGGUGGAGGAUGUGCUUUGGCUUCAAGAUCCAAUAAACUCGUUGAAGUCAUGAGAACAGUAUCAAGAGUAAUCGGAAAUAUUCCAUUAACUCUGAAAUUACGGACGGGAACUAAGGAAAGCGUUUACACCGCUCAUCAAACAAUCGCAAAGGUAGUUGAAUGUUGCCCACCACAGCUAAUCACCCUGCAUCCGCGCUCCAAGACACAAAGGUAUACAAAAUUGGCGGAUUGGUCUUAUACACGACAAUGUAGUAAGGCCUGUCAAAAUGUUCCAUUUUGGGCUUGUGGUGAUGUGCUUUCUUAUAUUGAUUAUUACGAGAAAUUAGAAACAUAUCCGGUUAAUGGCGUUAUGAUAGGUCGUGGUGCACUCAUGAAACCGUGGAUCUUCACAGAAAUUAAAGAAUAUAGGCAUUGGGAUAUUUCUGCUACUCAACGGCUCAAUUAUAUACAGAAAUUUGUUAAUUAUGGUUUGGAGCAUUGGGGCAGCGAUGAUGAAGGAGUGGAAAAAACCCGUCGUUUCCUCCUGGAAUGGCUUUCUUUUGCACAUCGUUACAUUCCUGUUGGUUUGUUAGAGGUUGUGCCGCAGCGCAUGAAUGAGAGACCACCAUUUUAUCAUGGCCGUUCCGAUUUGGAAACUUUGUUGGCUAGCGAUCGGUCCAGAGACUGGAUUAAAAUUUCGGAGAUGUUCUUAGGAAAGGUGCCGGAAAAUUUCUUGUUCAUACCGAAACAUAAUUCUAGUGCCUAUUAA
Molecule: messenger RNA, 1461 nt
Organism: Acanthocheilonema viteae
Lineage: Eukaryota; Metazoa; Nematoda; Chromadorea; Rhabditida; Onchocercidae
Source: the annotation of a GenBank genome assembly